AGUUGUUUGCCUGCGGUAGCUGGUGAGUCUCCGAGUCUAACCGAGGGGUAAGAACUAAGAAGUGAGAAAUGGUGGAGUUCGAAUUGCAUUAGCAAAGCAAAAAUUCUUCAAUCAACAACGUUGGAGAACCUGAAACACGUUAAGCUAAAGCAGGUGAAGAAGCGGAGGAGAAUGUCGUUGACGGGUUCGUUCCGCCAUUCUCUUUUCAAGUUGAAAUACCUCGCUUCUCCCUUCUACUCCCUCUACGUGUCAGCUCUGCCACUCCCUCGCUCUUCUCUUCAUCCUCUUUUUUCGUUCCAUCACUUCUCCUCAACUCUGCCCUUGGGCGGCAAAGUGGGAGAGCCUCGUGUCCUCGAUCGAAUGCUCGCCAGCAUUUCAACCUCUUCGGAUUCUUUGACUUAUGACUCCUCGCCCUCUCCUUACUUGUCUGUUCGCAUUCGCUGCCCGAAAGAUUUCGCUGAUAUGCUUUCCGAAGCUCUUCUAUGCUUUGGUGCAAGUUCUACCAGCAUUGAUGAACCAAACAGUUGUGAGAGUAUUGACGAGACCUGCAUCAGUUCCAUAUUUAUAGAAUGCGAAGAUGUGAAUUCAUGUAUUUCAAGUGCUGCUGAUUCUAUUGGGUUGAAGGGGAUGCUUAAUUAUGAAGUCAUAAUGGGUGAGCAAUGCGACUGGAUAAAGAAAUCACAGGAAUCAUUUCAUCCUGUGAAAGUAACGGAGGGUCUUUGGAUUGUUCCAGAGUGGAGAACUCCCCCUGAUGUUCAAGCAACCAAUAUUAUUCUUAAUCCAGGAUUGGCAUUUGGAACAGGGGACCACCCGACAACUAAGUUGUGUUUGUUGUUAUUGCAUAGCUUGAUAAAAGGAGGAGAAGUUUUCUUGGACUAUGGCACAGGUUCUGGAAUUCUUGGUAUUGCAGCACUGAAGCUAGGAGCAGCUUUAUCAGUUGGAUUUGAUAUAGAUCCCCAGGCAAUAGCAUCUGCACGCCAGAAUGCAGCUUUGAACCACAUAGAACCUGAGAGAAUGCAAUUAUGUCUGGUUCCCAGUGAGACCACCUUUCAUUCCUCAAAAUUUGGAGAGGUGUCUCAUGGAAAAGGAGUUAUUGCUGAAACAGAGAAAUAUGACAUUGUCAUAGCAAAUAUUCUUUUAAAUCCUCUGCUGGAGUUGGCAGAUCAUAUUGCUAGUUUUACCAAGCCCGGAGCUGUUGUUGGCAUAUCUGGUAUCAUCUCUGAGCAGCUUCCACAGAUUGAAUUACGUUAUUCCCAGUUCCUGGAAAGCAUAUCAGUGACAGAGAUGGAUGGUUGGGUAUGCCUUAGUGGCAAAAAGAAAUUGAGUAUAGGUGCAACUGACGGUGUUAUUUAGGCCUGGUUCAGUGGACAAGUAUAGAAGACCUUGUGACAUGAGAUUGCUCAUUGAAGAACUUAUCAACAAUCGCUGAUUGUGAUGUUUGGUAUGCAUCUUAUUCCCUUCCAUGAAUACUGAAGCCCUGUGAGUUGCUGUAGUAGCUUUGUAGGCCUGGUUACAUCACAUAAUGCCACUUAUCUAACAUGAGUGGAGCUCAAGUUUUAACUAUACAGGAAACUCGUUACUGGUGUGCUGGGCAUUUCGUUCAAGCAGGACCAAUGUAUCCAACCGAAAGAAUUGUUGGGUUGUAUUAGAAAUGUAUUCCUACAUCCAAACAUACCUGUGAUUCUCAGUGCACAGCUUAGGCCGAAGCUGUCAUGAACCAGAAGGGCUGCAAUGGUAUUUAUAUCUCAUAGUGGAACAUUAACCUC
Telopea speciosissima is the source of this 1766-nucleotide messenger RNA. Its product is annotated as ribosomal protein L11 methyltransferase. The transcript has 7 exons. Lineage: Eukaryota; Viridiplantae; Streptophyta; Magnoliopsida; Proteales; Proteaceae. Gene Ontology annotation, biological process: peptidyl-lysine trimethylation. The coding region runs from base 172 to 1353 and encodes 393 amino acids. The record is from RefSeq and is a predicted model, not a curated record. Gene Ontology annotation, cellular component: mitochondrion. Gene Ontology annotation, molecular function: protein-lysine N-methyltransferase activity.